Messenger RNA from Cavenderia fasciculata, 2037 nucleotides. RefSeq names its product SART-1 family protein. NCBI's taxonomy places the organism in Eukaryota, Evosea, Eumycetozoa, Acytosteliales, Cavenderiaceae. Gene Ontology annotation, biological process: maturation of 5S rRNA; mRNA cis splicing, via spliceosome. Gene Ontology annotation, cellular component: U4/U6 x U5 tri-snRNP complex. The record is from RefSeq and is a predicted model, not a curated record. The coding region runs from base 1 to 2037 and encodes 678 amino acids. The transcript is spliced from 4 exons.
AUGAGUAAAUAUUCUUCUUCAUCAUCAUCAUCGUCAUCAGGAGGAGGAGGAGGUCCUUCAAAAGUGAUUUCAGAACUAUCAAUAGAAGAAACCAACAGGAUUAGAGCAUCACUUGGUUUAAAACCAUUGGAUACAUCAUCUUCUAAUAGUAAUCAACAACAACAACAACAACAACAACAACAACAACAAAAACAAAAACAAGAACAAGAACAACAACAAAAACAACAAGAAACUUUAAAUGCAAUUGAACAAUUAAAGAAAAAGAGAGAGAAACAAAGUUUACAUAAGUCUAAAUCAAUUGCCGAACAACAAAUCGAAGAUCAAGGUGACGAUGAUGAUCUUUCAUCUUGGAUACAAAGAUCAAGAGCAAAACAAGCUGCUACUUCUUCUUCUUCUUCUAUAAAAUCAACAACAAAAAAAGCGUUACCUUUAACAAAUAUGACAACAGGAAAUAUUAAAGUAUCAAAUAAAUUAGAGAAUAUAGCAGAUGGUAAUGAACAUAUAUUGGUUCUUAAAGAUUCAAAUGUAUUGGAUGAUGAAGGAGAUGAAUUGGUUGAUAUCAAAUUGGCUGAAAAAGAAAAUAGAGAAAGAAUAUUGGAUGGAUCAAAGAAAAAGUCACAAUAUGACAAGUUUGAUGAAUAUGGUAACCAAAAAAAUAAUAAUUUAUUGGAACACUAUGAUGAUAAUUAUAAUCAAAUAUCUGGAUUUACAAUUACAAAUGAUGGAUCACUUUCAAAUGAAUUAAAUGAACAAUCAUCAUCAACAUCUGCAUCCGAUGAUAUAAAGAAAAGAUUAGAACAACAACUAUCAUAUGAUUUACAAUCAAGUUCUGUUUUACAAUCAUCAUUUUAUACCAAAGAAGAAAUGGAACAAUUUAAAAACCCCAAGGUAGAUAAGAAAAAAAAGAAAAAGUCUGUUAGAUCUCGAUCAACAGAAGAAAAUGAAAAACCAUUUUCCCUUGGUGAUUUGGAUGCUACCACUUCAAGUGAUCUUGGUAGCAGAAGAUCAAGAAAAUCAAUGGCAGACGAUAUAGACACAGAGAAUCAAAGACAACAAAGAGAUUCAAACUAUCAAAAGGCUGUUGAAAAGGCGGCUGAGCAAUCAAAGCAAAUCUUUUCAUCCUAUGACGAAGAAGCAGAGGAUGAAAGUUUCUAUCAAUCACUUCAAAAGGCUAAAAAAGCAACUAUCAAACCAAAAGAAUCGAGCAUAGUUGAUAUUGUAAAAAAUAAUCUUAAAAAGAAACAACAAAAGGAACUUGAAGAUGGAGCAGAACAACAAUCAACAACAACAACAGAGUCUGAUGACAACUUUUUAACUUCAACAACAGAAUUUGUUCGAUCAUUAAAUUCUGAAGGUUUAAUUUCAAAACUCUAUAAAAAACAUGACGAUGAUGACCAAAUGACAGAGGAUCAACAAAUGUCAAAAGAUGAUGAUUUACCUAUGAAUCAACAAGAUGACAAUGAAGAUGAUGAUGAAGAUGAUGAAGAUGAUGAUAAUGAUGACUAUGACAACGAUAAUAAUAAUAGUCAUCAACCAAAUUUACAACAAACAAACAAUAAUAAUAAUAAUCAAAAUAAUGGAAAAACCAACAACAAUUUAAUUAUACCAGAAGAACCAAUGGUAUCUGGUAGUAUGUCUGCAGCACUCAAAUUAUUAAUUCAAAAAGGAGAACUUAAACCACAAGAAAAAUCAAAGAGAAAACUAUCUUCAUUUGAUGAUGCAGACACUAUCAUUCAACUAAAAGAUGAAUUUGGUCGUAUUAUGAACAGAAAGGAAGCAUACAAUGCAAUGUCACAAAGAUUCCAUGGCAAGAAAUCAGGAUUGAACAAGAUGGAAAAGAGAAGAAGACAAUAUGAACAAGAUUUACAACAAAAGAAAAUGUCAUCAACCGAUACUCCACUGGGAAUGAUGAAAACUUUCCAAACACUUCAAGAAAAAACAUCUUCUCCCUAUCUCGUAAUAUCUGGUGGUAUGAAUGGAGGAGAUAAUUUAUUAGGUGCUGUUUUACAACAAAAACAUCAAAAUAAUAAAAAAUAA